AUGUCGUGUGUGGCGGUACCUGGCGGUACCUGGAUGGCAGAAGCCACACCGUCAGCAUUGGCUGGGAAUUUCGUGGUGGGCGCUGGCUGUGGACGCCCUGGAGCAAGGGCUUCAUGGGUAUUGCCAAUCAGCGUGAAUGUGGAGCCCUGCGAAACACCGCGGUGGCUUAAGGCUGGUGGGGACGAAACAUUAUUUCCAGAGCUCCAGGAGAUCGCCCGUGCUAGUGGGUGCGGUGGCGGUGGCAAGAUCCGAUGUACCGGCAAGUACACGUUCGUGCUCGUAAAUGCCGCACCAGAUGACUAG
Messenger RNA from Penicillium lagena, 303 nucleotides. RefSeq lists its product as uncharacterized. The coding region runs from base 1 to 303 and encodes 100 amino acids. The transcript has a single exon. The record is from RefSeq and is a predicted model, not a curated record. Lineage: Eukaryota; Fungi; Ascomycota; Eurotiomycetes; Eurotiales; Aspergillaceae.